UGCUUUGGAGGAUCCAGACCCAGACACGCCGCCGCGCGCCUGCCCAGACAGCGGCCUGGAUGCCUGAGAUGAGCGCGGGACGGCGGUGGUACGCGCGAGAGCUUGGCCGGGCCACGUAGCGGGGCUGAGGACACCGGUGCGCAGAUCUUCAGCGCUGCGCCUCGCUCCAUGCACAUCCGCCGAUGUAGAGGGAGAGCGAGCGAAAGAAGUGCGCGUGCAACCCCGAAUCUGUGCAACUCUGAUUGCACGAACGCAGGAGGGAGGUCGCUCUCGACAGAAGGUUUGACCUCCCUAAUUCAACAAGGUGAUUGUGAAGACUAAUUACCAGUGAUAUUGAGAAGUCUGCGCUCUACUUGAUUCCCACAUCAAAGUACUGCAUUAUUUCACUGUAAUGCACUGUAAAUGGCUCUUCAAGCAGUACACAGAAAUCCUAACAGCAGUCCCAUGUCUGACAUUCAGCUCGUCUUUAUCUGCUCUGCAGUUUGAAAACACUGGCAUCCUGCUGGGCUGCAGCCUUCAGAGAAACUGACUCUUGGCAGCUGCCUGCGCCCCACAUACUAACUCAAGAGGAAAUUAGCUUCAAAUGUUCAGCAUCAAAGACACUGAGCCUUUGAGUUUGAUUCUUAAGCAUAUGGAACAAAACUGGGAACCGAUUGUAUGUCUUUCCAACUCCAUUUCCUACCUCGGACAGCAUGGAUGCUCUGUUUGAAUCAGGUUGACUGUCUGUCACCUCAUCCCCUCCUUCCUGUCUCUUCAGUAGAAGGAGGGUGGGGGAUUGGUGUGGCGUCCCCUGCCCCUCCUUGUAGAGUAGGCGAGUCUACCUAGGCACCAUAGCAGUUAAUCUUUUCCAUUGCCUUGUACUCGCACCAACUCCAUUCCCGCUCCCUCUUCAUGAAAUCCUGCAAGAGCCUCAAGGAAGAGGUUUCCAUCCCCAGCCUUGGCGGGAUGUCACAGGAGGAAGGACGGAGGGUGCCAGUGUCCCAGUCUUAUUUUCACUCCACCAACACAGAUCUGGACCUGACAGGCAAGCUUUAUAAGAGGGAGGUUGGUGGUAAGCCUUAUUCUGUGUUAGUGGACAAUAAAAUGGCAGCCAAGACAUCCAUGGGAGAUCAGAACAUUGGUCAGCUGCCCACUCAACAUGUGACUCCACAGCAACAUCAGCAGUAUUUCCGGGAGGGAGGAGCAGGGCAGGAGGUGGGGACGCAGGGGUCCCAGGCUGGCAACGACGGCACCUCUGAAGACUCUGAAGAUGAUGAGGAUGAUGAGGAAGAAGAGGGUGAGGAAGAGGAGGAGGAGGAGGAUGGGCAGGAGGAGGGCUUCAAGCGUGAGCAGAUCAUCGUCGAGGUUAACCUGAACAACCAAACACUUCAUGUGUCCAAGGGGGACAACAAAACUGGAACCACAGCUGAUGACUCUGAGAGAGCUGGCAGCGAUGAUGAAGACGAUGACGAUGAGGAGGAGGAGGAAGAGGAGGAGGAGGAGGACAGCCAUGAUGAAGAAGAAGAUGAGGAGGACGAGGAGGAAGAAGACGACGAGGAAGAUGAGAUUGAGAGUCGAAGAACAAGGUCAAAGAGGGCCCGUCGGGGUGCUAGUAGCACAGCAGCUCCCAGUCAGCCUCGGAGAAAAAGCUUGAGAACAGCUCUGAGCACUGCCACGGCUGGAAUGACCACCAGGGGCCGGCGGAAGUGCUUGGAGCCUCCAAAGAGCAAGCGCAGGUCAGUCAGAUCAGCUCAGUCGUCUGCCGGUUCCACAACGACGGGAGGGAAAGCAGAGGCGGAGGAGAAGGAGAUGCUGGCGUGUGAGAAGUGUCCCCGUGUGUUUAACACGCGCUGGUACUUGGAGAAGCACAUGAACGUCACACACAGGCGGAUGCAGAUUUGCGACAAGUGUGGCAAAAAGUUUGUCCUGGAGAGUGAGCUGGCCUUACACCAGCAGACUGACUGCGAGAAGAACAUCCAGUGCGUCUCCUGCAACAAGUCUUUUAAGAAGCUGUGGUCACUGCAUGAGCACAUUAAGAUUGUGCACGGCUAUGCAGAAAAGAAGUUCUCAUGUGAAAUCUGUGAGAAAAAGUUCUACACUAUGGCUCAUGUCCGUAAGCACAUGGUUGCUCACACUAAGGACAUGCCAUUUACCUGUGAGACAUGUGGGAAGUCGUUUAAACGCAGCAUGUCUUUAAAAGUUCACUCACUCCAGCAUUCUGGAGAGAAACCCUUCCGUUGUGAGAACUGUGACGAGCGGUUCCAGUACAAGUACCAGCUGCGCUCCCAUAUGAGCAUUCACAUCGGACACAAGCAGUUCAUGUGCCAAUGGUGUGGCAAAGACUUCAACAUGAAACAGUAUUUUGAUGAGCACAUGAAAACACACACAGGAGAGAAGCCUUUCAUCUGUGAGAUUUGUGGGAAGAGCUUCACCAGCCGGCCCAACAUGAAGCGCCACCGCCGCACCCACACCGGGGAGAAGCCCUAUCCCUGCGAGGUGUGUGGCCAGCGCUUCCGCUUCUCCAACAUGCUCAAAGCACACAAAGAGAAGUGUUUCCGGGUCACCAGCCCUGUGGUUCUGCAGACCAGCGGCCCACCUGUGCCUGUCCGAAUCUUUGCCAACACCUUCUCCUCCUCCUCAUCGUCUGGUCCCGGUCCCUCGGCUGCCACCCCAGCCACCACCUCAGCACCCUUGGGCCUGAGCCCAACAGGAGGGCCCAUGCCUCCCAGAGGCCCUGUGGGACACACAUUCUCCCACGUACAGCUUCACUCAACCCCCUCUCACCAUCAUCCCCACCCCGCGACGACCCAGCAACACCUCUCAAACGCACCCCAACACGCCCCUCCUCACCCCCACCACCACCUGGCUGUGCCCCCAGUCUCCCACCUGCCCCCACCCCCUGCCCUUUUCAAGAGUGAGCCCCUAAACCACUGUGGACACGAAGACAGCAGUUACCUUCACCACAUGGCUCCCCCUGAAAAGGGCCCCGGGGCCCCACAGCACCACUGAACUGUGCUCCAGCUCUGCAGGCCCACACCAAACUGCGCCUUGUUCCUCCUCUUCUUCUCAUUGUCCUGCCUCAGUCUCUCAGUUGCUGCCCCCCUGAUGUAAGGGUGGUCCUUUCAAACAGUCAAGCUAAACAAACACACAUUUGUGUGUGUGUGUGUAACUCAGACUGAUACACCUUCAGUACAUAUGUUAUUUGAGCAAGACCCCUACUUAAAUACCCUGGACAACUGACAAAGAUUUUACAACCUCUAGAAUUUUUUUGUCUUGAACAUUUUCGUAGGAAAUCUACACAAAAUGAUCAGUGUGAGUUCUCUAGCUGUACAUUGAUGGGUGUUAAGUAUCUCAUUUUCAUCAAAAGCUGCUGAUGGAAGUCAACAUCUGUAUUACCUGGGCUUCAUGGAUCAUCAACGAUCAGUGUCAUUGAACUUUCCUCCUCGUGUCAAGUUGACUCAUUGUUGCACAUCAGUCAGGACUUUUGUUUUCUGCGCAGGUCCUCCCCAUAGCAAUACUCAGCCUGUCCUAGUUGUACUGCAGAGCCUCAGCCCCGCAGAAAUAUUAAAUGAAUGUUGAGUCUUUCUCUGUCCCAAGACUGAGGCUUUACGUCAAAAUGGAAACAGCAGUAGUCUAAGAUGCAGUGCCAUAGGUAACAGUAGGAAUGCAGACAGGAACUUUUUGUAAAGGACAUUGGAAAUCAGGUUUUGUAAUUGGUUUCGAUGGAUCCAGACAUAGUCUAGAUUCAUAUCAUGGUUAAAUGGUGCUUUCCAUUCCAGUACAUAAUAUAUUUCUUAAUUUUGAUUUUCCAUUUGAUGUUCAGAAUAGCAAUGCAUUAUGUCAUACAGAACAGAUCUUUGAGGUUUGGUGAGAUAUUUUACGAUGAAGAACUCAAGUUAUGCAGGACAUGCCGUUGGCACACACACACACACACACACACAAACACCCUCACAUUUACUCAAGCACACGCACACAAGACCAUGUGAUCACUGAUUUACUCACUGUGAUCAGUGCAACCUCAGCUUUCAGUACUGUUGGUAAACAGAUGCUUUCAGAUAACAGACAACUGUCAAAUACUGCCACUGUGAGGGGUCACACACAUGGCCCCAUCAGGACCCCACCUUCCUUUCGCUGCUGUCUAAAUGAUACGGGUUACCAUGUUAAAGGUCAUUUGACACACACAGUAUACAAACACGCCUGGGACCUUUUUCAUCACAGUUCUUAACACGCAAUUAUGCAUAUUCCUCUCAGCCUGUAUUCCACGGUUUGGUGUGGGGCGUUCUUGUAAUGUAAAGGUCUGUUUUUUUGACUGCCAUCAUACUGACAUUUUUUGAUCAACACAGGCAAACGCGUGUCUAAACCUGUUGAAUGUUGCCUACGCAGAAAUGAUGGCUGACGAGUCAUUCAAAUGUUGAUGUUUUUAAAUGUUCUCUGAUAAUUUGCUCAGUUUUAAGCUAAUGAAUGGUUCUGCAGUGUAGAUAUACUGCUGUCAGCACAUGAUGGGAAAUGUCAGGAUGAAAGGCAGUGGUCAUACAGUUUCCAAUACUAUGAAUUCUUGUGUAUAGAUAAGCAUACAUGUGAGUGAGUCCGCGCUAGAAAUUACAUUUAUCAAUGUAAUAGCCGAUGGUGAGAAUGUUUGGCAUGAAUUUCGAUAGCCUUUCAACCCAGUCUGAGGGUUAUCAGAUGUGUGUGUUGGAGCAACUUUGGGGUUCGUGUGUGUGUGUGUGUGCGUAUGUGGGUGAGGGUGAGUGAGAGAGUGUAUGUGAGCAUGCUUUAGUUUCGUCCCCAGUGCUCUUGUACCAAAAGCUGCUUUAACACAGUGUGCCCCAACUUAUGUAUAUUUGGGGAUACCUGAGAUGGACAAUAGCAGUAAAUUUGACAUGAGCAGAAUUUAGUCUGAAGUGGUUAAGCUCAGUAGUUUAGUUUGCCCUGUUCUUUUUUUUAUUUUCUUUUUUUUUUAAUUUGGGACCUGCAAUUAUCCUGACAUUUCUGUGGGUCUUAAUAACGCUGCAUUAUUUGCUUAUCAUCCUGCCCUGUCGGGUUCACUGCUGUGCUUCAGCAUUUUGCAGUAUGGAUCUUUGUCUUGUGUCUUUUUUUUUUUUUUUUAAAGCCUUUUCAUUUGUGUGUAUUCUCUGCACUUUACUGCUGCGUGGGUGAGGCACAGGGAAGGGAGGGACUGACAAUGCAUUGUGGAACAGAGUGCAGUUACAGCUGCAUGGGUGAGGAUGGAGGUGAUUACUUUGAGUGGAUGUUUUUAGGCAAGGAAAGGAGGAGAAUCCCGGGUGGAGGCGGGUUUGGAAGGGACCAUAGCAAACACAGGACAUUUCUUUAGUGCAUAAAUUUAAUUUCCUUUUUUGUUUUUGUUUUUUCAAAGAAAUACACUUAUGCUCCAAAAUGGACCUCCCCCUCAAGGUGAAAGCGAUGCUCCCUCCUGCUUUGGCGACUUUCCGCUAGCCCCUCCAAGCUAUGUGUGAAAUACAUUCUUCUGUUCUGUCUCUUCAUGGAGUUUUUCUCUCUGUCAUGUCCUGUUCUGUCUUUCAGUUUGCUGAAUGAUUCUCCUCCUCCUUUCUUUGUUAUAUAGAAUGCACUUUCUACUAAAAAUUCUUGGCUAGUUAAGAAAAAUAACAUUGUAUGUUCUUUAAAGAUGUUUUAAAAAAAAUCAAUAUACUUUCCCCUUUGUAUUUUUAACCACUUAAUGUAGCAUUGCGUAUUUUAUUAUUGUAUCUGGUACAAAAUGUGCAGCUUUAUAAUGUCCUGGUUUGUCCUUUUUUUGUAUGUUAUCUGGAGAUUGGGGAGAAGUGAAAAAGUUGGGCCUUUUUUGAUAAUGUUCAUUUAACUGACUGCUAACUUUGAGAAGUAAAAACAAGUAGCCAUGAUUAUCACAUA
Molecule: messenger RNA, 5865 nt
Organism: Acanthopagrus latus (yellowfin seabream)
Lineage: Eukaryota; Metazoa; Chordata; Actinopteri; Spariformes; Sparidae
Gene: znf652
Product: zinc finger protein 652
Exons: 8
Coding region: 892-2988 (698 amino acids)
Biological process (GO): regulation of transcription by RNA polymerase II
Cellular component (GO): nucleus
Molecular function (GO): RNA polymerase II cis-regulatory region sequence-specific DNA binding; DNA-binding transcription activator activity, RNA polymerase II-specific
Source: RefSeq, a predicted model, not a curated record